Molecule: messenger RNA, 6515 nt
Organism: Hyla sarda
Lineage: Eukaryota; Metazoa; Chordata; Amphibia; Anura; Hylidae
Gene: RTEL1
Product: regulator of telomere elongation helicase 1
Exons: 35
Coding region: 1661-5248 (1195 amino acids)
Biological process (GO): DNA recombination; DNA repair; negative regulation of DNA recombination
Cellular component (GO): nucleus
Molecular function (GO): DNA binding; DNA helicase activity; ATP binding
Source: RefSeq, a predicted model, not a curated record
ACUGAGGAGACACAGCUUGGAGGGGCUUAUAAUGAGGAGACACAGCUAGGAGGGGCUUAUACUGAGGAGACAAAGCUAGGAAGGGCUAAUACUGAGGAGACACAGCUAGGAGGGGCUUAUACUGAGGAGACACAGCUUGGAGGGGCUUAUAAUGAGGAGACACAGCUAGGAGGGGCUUAUACUGAGGAUAUACAGCUAGGAGGGGCUUAUACUGAGGAUAUACAGCUAGGAGGGGCUUAUACUGAGGAGACACAGCUAGGAGGGGCUUAUACUGAGGAGACACAGCUAGGAGGGGCUUAUACUGAGAAUAUACAGCUAGGAGGAGCUUAUACUGAGGAGACACAGCUAGGAGGGGCUUAUACUGAGAAUAUACAGCUAGGAGGGGCUUAUACUGAGGAAACACAGCUAGGAGGGGCUUAUACUGAAGAGACACAGCUAGGAAGGGCUUAUACUGAGGAGACAAAGCUAGGAAGGGCUAAUACUGAGGAGACACAGCUAGGAGGGGCUUAUACUGAGGAGACACAGCUUGGAGGGGCUUAUAAUGAGGAGACACAGCUAGGAGGGGCUUAUACUGAGGAUAUACAGCUAGGAGGGGCUUAUACUGAGGAUAUACAGCUAGGAGGGGCUUAUACUGAGGAUAUACAGCUAGGAGGGGCUUAUACUGAGGAGACACAGCUAGGAGGGGCUUAUACUGAGGAGACACAGCUAGGAGGGGCUUAUACUGAGAAUAUACAGCUAGGAGGAGCUUAUACUGAGGAGACACAGCUAGGAGGGGCUUAUACUGAGAAUAUACAGCUAGGAGGGGUUUAUACUGAGGAGACACAGAAGGGAGGGGAUUAUACUGAGGAGACACAGCAGGGUGGGGAUUACACUGAGGAUAUACAGCUAGGAGGGGCUUACACUAAGGAUAUACAGCUAGGAGGGGCUUACACUAAGGAUAUACAGCUAGGAGGGGCUUAUACUGAGUAUAUACAGCUAGGAGGGGCUUAUACUAAGGAUAUACAGCUAAGAGGGGCUUAUACUGAGGAGACAGCUUGGAGGGGCUUACACUGAGAAGAUACAGCUAGGAGGGGCUUAUACUAAGGAUAUACAGCUAGAAGGGGCUUACACUGAGUAUAUACGGCUAGGAGGGGCUUAUACUAAGGAUAUACAGCUAGGAGGAGCUUACACUGAGGAUAUACAGCUAGGAAGGGCUUGUACUAUGGAUAUACAGCUAGGAGGGGCUUAUACUGAGGAUUUACAGCUAGGAGGGGCUUAUACUGAGGAUAUACAGCUAGGAGGGGCUUAAAGUAAGGAUAUACCAGCUAGGAGGGGCUUAUACUGAGGGUAUACAGCUAGGAGGGGCUUCUACUAAGGAUAUACAGCUAGGAGGGGCUUAUACUAAGGAUAUACAGCUAGGAGGGGCUUAUGCUGAGGUGACACAGCUAGGAGGGGCUUCAGCCUAGAGCAGCAUUUAUUAGAGAUAAGCAGCAGUCUGGGCUUGUACACAUUGCUGAGUGGGGUUUGCACUAGGAAAUCGGGAUCCACUGAGCGUAAUGGAGUCAAUGGCGUUCUGGAGAGUCCCACGGGCACAGGGAAAACACUGUGUUUACUCUGUUCCACCUUAGCCUGGCGCCAGCAUUAUAAAGAUAACAUCACUGCGCGUAAAAUCAAAGAGCGCAUGCAAGGAGCAGAGAUGUUCCCGGACCGUCCGACUGCAGACUGGGGGAGUGGAGAACCAAGUGCACAAAGCUCAGCAUAUUACAGUGAUAUCCCCAAGAUUAUUUAUGCAUCGAGAACUCACUCUCAGUUGGCACAGGUCAUAAGUGAACUGAAGCAGACAACGUAUAGGCCUAAAGUCAGCGUCCUGGGUUCUCGAGAGCAGUUGUGCAUACACCCGGAUGUAAAGAAGCAGGAAAAUAACCACGUUAAGGUCCAUAUGUGUCGGUCUAAGGUGUCUACCCGCUCUUGUCAUUACUAUAAUAAUGUGGAGGAAAAGAGCACUGAAAAGGAUCUCACCACUCAUAUAAUGGACAUCGAGGACCUGGUGAAGAACGGCACCAAGCACAGGGCCUGCCCCUAUUACCUCUCUAGGAAUCUGAAGCAGCAAGCAGACAUUAUAUUCAUGCCCUAUAAUUAUCUGCUGGACCCAAAGACUCGCAAGGCACAUAGCAUUGAUCUGAAGGGAACAGUUGUGAUAUUUGAUGAAGCACAUAAUGUGGAGAGAAUGUGUGAGGAGUCAGCCUCUUUUGAUCUGACACCGUAUGACCUAGCUUCUGGGAUAGAUGCUUUGGAUCUGGUGAUGAAGGACGUUGCAGACAACCUGGAGCAGAAGCAUAUAAGUGCUGAGUUCAACAUGGAUGCACCCAGUUCUGAUUUGAAUGUACAAAUUGAAGACUUGGCCAAGAUAAAGGGGGCCCUCCUGCAGAUUGAGAGCUCCAUUGAUGCCAUAACACUUCCAGCCAAUGGAAAUGGUGUUACCAAGGAAGGGAGUUACAUCUUUGAGCUCUUUGCUUGUGCGGGAAUUACAUAUGAAACGAAGACAGGUCUUUUGGAGUUACUCGAUCAGAUCAUUCAGCAUGUAGGCGGAAGUUCUGGGGUCUUCACUAACACAUUAGGACUUCAGAAGUUGUCCGACAUCAUCCAGAUUGUAUUUAAUAUUGAGGUCCCUGAGGGUUCAUCUGCUCCAACCAGGAAUCCGCAAAUAUCGAAAUACUACAAGGUCCAUAUCCAUCCGGACAACAGCCAGAGGAAAAAGCCUCGGGGAGACAUCUGGAGUAUCAGCAGAAAGCAGGGAGGGAAGAUUCUUAGCUACUGGUGCUUCAGUCCUGGCUACACAAUGCACGACCUAGUGAGUCAGGGAGUACGGAGUAUUAUUUUGACCAGUGGGACCCUGUGUCCUCUCAGCUCCUUCACCAUGGAAAUGCAGAUCCCUUUUCCCGUGUCACUGGAAAACCCACAUGUCAUUGAAAAACAUCAAAUUUGGGUCGGAAUUGUUCCUCAGGGACCUGAUGGAGCUAAACUUAGCUCCGCUUUUGAUAGAAGAUUUUCGCCAGAUUAUUUAUCAUCUUUGGGGAAAACAAUUGGUAACAUUUCUCGCGUGGUUCCUCAUGGCCUGCUAGUCUUUUUCCCUUCUUAUCCAGUCAUGGAUAAAAGUCUAGAGUUCUGGAGGGAGAAUGGCCUCACCUCACGGAUUGAAGACAUGAAACCAAUGUUUGUGGAGCCAAGAGGAAAAGGAUCCUUCACAGAGAUAAUGGAUGCAUUUUAUGAAAGAAUCCAUGCUCCCAACAGUAGUGGUGCCAGUUUCUUCGCAGUAUGUAGGGGCAAGGCUAGUGAGGGGUUAGAUUUUGCAGACUGCAAUGGCAGAGGUGUUAUCAUUACUGGCCUCCCGUUCCCUCCACGAAUGGAUCCUCGUGUGAUUUUGAAGAUGCAGUUUCUAGAUGAGAUGAGACGAUCAAAAGGCACUGUUGGGCAGUAUCUUUCUGGACAAGAGUGGUAUCGACAACAGGCUUCUCGAGCUGUCAAUCAAGCCAUAGGCAGAGUCAUCCGGCAUCAACAAGACUAUGGCGCUAUCUUUUUGUGUGAUCACAGGUUUAGUAACAGCGACUCGCGUGCUCAGCUUCCCUCUUGGGUCCGUCCUUACAUCCAUGUCUAUGACAAUUUUGGACAUAUAAUACGCGAUGUAUCACAGUUUUUCCGCGUGGCACAGAAGAUAAUGCCCCCUCCUGUCCAAAAAGGUGCUCUGAAAGAAAAGGUCUCUUGUGCGUCCGUAUCAAAUUCCCCAUGUCACUCUCGGUCGUCUUAUGCUGCUUCUAGAGUAAAAGAAAACCUAAAAAAAGCUAAAACACUUGACUCUCAUGUACCCAGCCUGAAAAGGAAAAGAGACGGAGGGGGUGAAAUUGAAAUUCAUUCUGACUUUUGCGAGGGCUACGAGGAAAAUAUCGAGGUCUCUUCUCGGCGGCCAGCUGGAUUAUUGGAUGCAUUGGAUCACAGCGAGAGACUGCAGGGAGAGUCAAGCUCUGAGGAGAAGAUAACCCGUCACUCAACGCUGUCAUUGCAAUAUGACAAGAGGCUGAGUGAAGAGCAGAGAGGGAGCAAGAAAAAGAUAAAAAUCGUCCAGAACUGGACCCAGGAAGAUACUUCUCCAGCAAGUAAGAAGAUGAGCUGUGCAUCUGUGUUCAUGCUGUCUGUCAAGGAAUGUCUUAGUCAAGAGAACUACAACCAUUUCACGGUGGCCUUGACAGAGUACAAGAAAGGUGAUGACUUGAAGACCCUCAUUACAAAAUUAUGCAGCUUGUUCUGCCAGGAAUCUGUAAAGCACAGCCUGAUGAGAGGUUUUUACCAGUUUAUUAGACCCCACCACAAAAAAGAAUUUGAUGCAGCAUGCAAGGAGUUUACAGGAAUCGGAUGUGGAUACAAACCAGAGCAUACAGUUCCUCGAGUGGAGCGUGAGAAGGCACAAGCUAGGACUGAUUCCAAAUUGACCUUCUCUGAGAGCUCAUCUGAACAUCUGAACCAUGGAGGGACGCACUUAAGCUCCGAAUCACUGAAAGCUGGUAACUACACUGUUACUUCAGCUCCCAACAAAGAGCAGCAACUGCAGGUAUCUGCUUAUCUGAAGCAAGUGAAGGAAGCCUUGGGCCCUUCUAACUUCCAGCAGUUUUCUGUGGCCCUUACCUCAUAUAAAAAGACUGAUAACUACGACGCUUUAGUAUGCGCAGUGGCAGGACUGCUGACGGAGAAGCCAGAGCAUUACAGGCUACUAAGAGAAUUCCAUAGGUUUAUUCGGGUUCCUCAUAAGAAGAAGUUUAACCAGCUGUGUGUGGAAUUAACUGGAGAAAGCUGGGUCUAUAGAAAACCAGCAAGUCAGGCUCUGUGUAGUGAUGGAAAGCCGCCAGCACCGUCAGAAGUAUGCAGCAACAGCAGUAGACAAGGAAGAUCAGAGGUGCCAGACGAGAAUUGUGGAGAUGAACCGACUGACCAGUCACAAGUUGCUAGAAAACCUGAAAUGCAAACAAUGGUCAAUAGGACAGAGAUAACAAUUAGAUCCGCUUUACCGCUGCCUCCAUUUACACCAGAGUCAGAAGGUCCGACCUGCCCAAACUGCAAACUAAGAGGUUCUGUGCCUUUCAAAUGCACAUCAUGUGACUUCUAUUGUUGCAAAGCCUGCUGGGAUAAGGUUCUAAAGAUGGACAAACUGUGUCCCGUAUGCAAAAGUAGUAUCAAGAGGCAUCAGUUGGGUCAGAUGUUUUUCAUGGCAUCCUCUUAAGGUCUGGGACAGUGUAACAAAGGACUUAACCAUGCACUGUGCAGUUAUUCUGCUCCUACAGUGAAGGUAUUCUACCUCAUCUUCAGUUCCAUGGAGAUGGCAAAUCUAUCCUGUACAAGAGACCUUCAAAUACAUCAGACAAUCUCUUAAAGGACUAUUCUGUGCUGAUGUGUCCCUCUAAGGCAUCCUUGAACUUUCAUCAUAUCAUUAACAUUAUGUCAUUUUAUUUCUUAAUCCUGGAAUAGCUGGUCAACAACCAAUAUGGCUGCUAUUACAGCUCCCCCAGGGGUUAUUUAGCUUUCUAUUACUUUAGAAUCAUGAAUAUUCCUGUGGUGAUACAUCAGAUACUAUACUGUGAAAUCAGUAAGCAGAUUUGUCAUCCAUGAAUCUGGGAAACCGGAGUUACAACCCAAGCCAAAUUUGGCGGUACCAUACUAACUGGUACAACUGCAAAGUUCUGGGAUUAUAGAAUGACUAAGAUACUAAUCGAAAAGUGCAUUUUGAGACUUUUUUUUCCCUAUAGUUUAGCUUUUUGAAGAUUACAAAAACUGCUGCUUUCCUUCAGAAACAGUGUCUGCCAUAUCUGCCAGUAGGUUGUCUAGUUUUGUAUGUCAUCUCCAUUGAAGCUGCAAUACCUGAUGUAACCUGCCAAUAGGAGUGGUGCUGUUUGAAUAAAGUAGCAAUGUUUUUCUAAUCUUGUUAUCAUGGCUUAAACAAGAUGUCCAGCGGUAAUAAAUGUAUCCCCUAUCCACAGGAUAAGGGAUAAGUGUCUGAUCGCAGGGGGUCCAGCUGCUGGGAUCCCCCCCACGAUCUGCCUUAUGGGGCCCUGGCUCUGCCCCAGCUCUACUCUGUUAUAGCGCAUUUUGAACCCAGUCAGCUUGUCGAAAGACACCACUUCCAUUUAUCUCUAUGGGAGAAGCAGAUACACACAAACGAUUAGUCUUUGCCUCUCCCAUAGAGAUGAAUGGCGGGGGCGUGUUUGGAUCAGCUGACCUGCUGUGUGCGAAAGUCACACACAAGAGCUGAGUCGGAGAAAGCCGGGGCCCCGUACGGAAGACUAUCAGUUUAUUACCACUGGACUACUUCUUUAAAGUGGAAGUCUGCAUGUAUUAUUAGACAUGCAGUAAAAGUUCUUUCAUCUGACUUUAGGUGUCAGAUUAUGACUGGUUCUUGUUCUGGAUGAUUACAAAAAAUAAUAAUAAUAUAUAUAUAUAUAUAUAUAUAUAUAUAUACAUGUAUUCUUACUAGAGAUGAGCGAACUUACAGU